Molecule: messenger RNA, 2297 nt
Organism: Aspergillus saccharolyticus JOP 1030-1
Lineage: Eukaryota; Fungi; Ascomycota; Eurotiomycetes; Eurotiales; Aspergillaceae
Gene: nop9
Product: RNA-binding RNA processing protein NOP9
Exons: 1
Coding region: 39-2162 (707 amino acids)
Biological process (GO): ribosomal small subunit export from nucleus; endonucleolytic cleavage in 5'-ETS of tricistronic rRNA transcript (SSU-rRNA, 5.8S rRNA, LSU-rRNA); endonucleolytic cleavage in ITS1 to separate SSU-rRNA from 5.8S rRNA and LSU-rRNA from tricistronic rRNA transcript (SSU-rRNA, 5.8S rRNA, LSU-rRNA)
Cellular component (GO): 90S preribosome; nucleolus; preribosome, small subunit precursor
Molecular function (GO): RNA binding
Source: RefSeq, a predicted model, not a curated record
CGCAACUCUUUCUCGACCCUCCACAAAAGGCAGACAAGAUGCCCCGCGAGAAUCAGAAGAGAGGUCGUCGAGCCGCCGACAAGGCCAACAAAGAGGCCUCCAAACGCAAGCGCGAUGAACUCCCCGAAGAGACCCUUCCCAAGCGCAUGAAGCCUUCGACCGACGAGCCGGACAACAACGAUUUCACCGAGGGCGCCGAUUACAUCGCAUUGGAUGCCGACCAAAGUUACAACAACCAGACUGAACAGGACGGCUUCGACCAGGAGAAUGGCGGUGCCGGCGAGACGGUGUUCUUCGGUCUGUUAGAUCCGGAGGAACAGGAAUACUUCUCCCGCGCCAGCGAGGUGCUGGAGUUGAACCAAUUCGGCGACGAGGAGGAACGGCGCGUGUUCAUCGACAGUGUGUAUACGGAGGCUAGUGGCAAGGAACUGAAGAUUGCCUGCAGUCAGUCGUGCUCGCGGCUGAUGGAGAAGCUCAUCUCGCUGUCCGACAUGCGACAAAUCCGCCGUCUGUUCAGCAAGUUCCUCGGUCAUUUCUUGCACCUCGUUCAGCACCGGUUCGCCAGUCACUGUUGCGAGACCCUGUUUAUCAAUGCGGCGCCCGGAAUCACCCAGAAACCGACCAAACCAAAAGCGGAGAAGAUGGAGGUAGAUGGAGAGGAGGAGCCGGAACCCGAGUUGUCGCUUUCUGAGAUGUUCAUGGCGGUCGUGGAGGAACUGCAAGGGAAUUGGGGAUACUUGCUGACUGAACGGUUCGCGUCGCACACCAUCAGAGUCCUCCUGCUUGUGUUGGCGGGAGAGCCGGUCGAUCUGUCAUUGAGCGACUCGGUCGUCGCUAGCCGAAAGAAGGAGAGACUUGGUCUCGCGAACGCCGACAACACGCCGAAGGCAAACCCUGUAGCCGAGAAGAGAGGCGUUCCCGAGAAUUUCGAGUCUACUCUGAAGAAGAUCAUGAAGGACAUGGUGUCCGGGCUCGAUGAUACAUACCUGAGAGCCCUGGCUACCCAUCCGGUGGGAAACCCUGUGCUCCAAGUGCUGGUGUACCUGGAGCUGUCGCAUGUCGGCAAGUCAAGCGCCAAGGAUUCGAAAUCCAUCACCCGACGAUUGAUUCCCGACGAGGAGUUCACGGAAGGUUCCGAGAGCACGAUCUUCGUUCGUGGCUUGCUGUACGACCCAGUUGGAUCGCGUCUCCUGGAGACCAUCGUCAAGUGGCUGCCUGGCAAGCUGUUCAAGGCGCUGUAUAAGAAUCUGAUGCGCGAGCAAAUGGGCUCGCUUGCGCGCAACAUCACCGCCGGAUACGUCGUCCUCCGCAUCCUCGAGCGUCUCGGCAAGGAUGACCUCCAGCAAGCGGUGGAGUUGAUUAUCCCGCAGAUCGCCGGUCUCAUUGAGCGGACCCGCCUGAUCGUGCCCAAGGCGUUGAUCGAGCGCUGUCUCGUCCGCGGGGUCGAUACUACCCCGAUCGCUCGCGCUCUGGAAGCCGCCUACGACCGCGACCCGGCUCGACGACUCGAUCAGAUGCUGUGGCUUGAGGGUUUCUCUCAAGACAGUGUAGAGCAGCCAAAGUUCGGCGAGGAGGGUGCCAGCGCUGGCAACAACCCGAAGGCCCUCGCGGCGGCCCGACUUCACAGCUCAUUGCUGGCGCAGACGAUGCUGACCGCGCCGGGAGCGUUGAGCGGGCUGGUGUACUCGGGGUUGCUGGCGCAGUCGACGGAAUCGCUGCUGAAGAUCGCCACGGAUCCCACUGCCUCGCACGUCCUGCAGCAAGCCCUCACGCAGCCCACCUCGACGACGCAGUUCCGCCGUCAGAUCGUCACCCGCUUCAGCGGACAGCUCACGGACCUCGCGCUGGACAGCAGCGGAUCCCGCGUGGUCGAUGCCCUGUGGCCGGCGACGAAGGAUAUCUUCUUCAUCAAGGAGCGGAUGGCACAGGAGCUGGCGCAGAACGAGAUGGCGCUGCGCGACUCCUUCGUGGGGCGGGCUGUGUGGCGGAACUGGUCGAUGGACCUGUACAAGCGAUUCCGCGGCGAGUGGGCGGCCAAGGCCAAGGGCUUGGAUCAGGCGCGGGGCCCGGGCGAGCGGCCCAAGUCGCGGAUCGAAUUGGCCCGAGCCAAGUUCGCGGCGAGGGCGGAGGAAGAUGCGCAGAAGGCCACGGCCAAGUCUUAGCGGGAUGUGAUGGAUGGCCUUAUGAGUGAUGCUGCUUUCGAAAACUGUACAUAGACUCCGCGAAAGAGCAUUGUAUUAUACAGCGGAUAGAAAAGUUGUUCUUGCACGGGGAAUCUCUUAAUCAAUUUAUUUGCC